Molecule: messenger RNA, 1413 nt
Organism: Nannospalax galili (Upper Galilee mountains blind mole rat)
Lineage: Eukaryota; Metazoa; Chordata; Mammalia; Rodentia; Spalacidae
Gene: Best4
Product: bestrophin 4
Exons: 9
Coding region: 1-1413 (470 amino acids)
Molecular function (GO): chloride channel activity
Source: RefSeq, a predicted model, not a curated record
AUGACGGUUUCUUACACCCUCAAAGUGGCGGAGGCCCGCUUUGGAGCCUUCUCUGGCCUGCUCCUCCGCUGGAGAGGCAGCAUCUACAAGCUCCUCUACAAGGAGUUCCUGCUGUUCAUCGCCUUGUAUGCUGUGCUCAGCAUCACUUACCGGCUGUUGCUGACCCAGGAGCAGAAGCACGUGUAUGCUCAGGUGGCCCGAUACUGCAACCGCUCAGCAGACCUCAUCCCCCUGUCAUUUGUACUAGGCUUCUAUGUGAGUCUGGUGGUGAACCGCUGGUGGUCUCAGUAUACAAGCAUCCCGCUGCCGGACCAGUUGAUGUGUGUCAUCUCAGCCAGCGUGCAUGGUGUGGACCAGCGUGGCCGUCUGCUACGCCGAACACUUAUCCGUUAUGCCAACCUGGCAUCAGUGCUGGUGCUGCGCUCUGUGAGCACCCGAGUGCUCAAACGUUUCCCCACCAUGGAGCACAUAGUGGAUGCAGGUUUCAUGUCUCAGGAAGAGAGAAAAAAGUUUGAAAGUCUGAAAUCGGACUUCAACAAGUACUGGGUCCCUUGUGUUUGGUUCACUAACCUGGCCGCCCAGGCACGAAGGGAGGGGCGAAUCCGUGAUGACAUUACUCUCUGUCUCCUUCUGGAAGAGCUGAACAAGUAUCGUGCCAAGUGCAGCAUGCUGUUCCACUAUGACUGGAUCAGUAUCCCCCUCGUCUACACUCAAGUUGUGACCAUAGCUGUAUACUCCUUCUUCACCCUUUCCCUGGUUGGCCGCCAGUUUGUGGAGCCAGAACCAGGAGCUACCAAACCUCAGGGGCCUCUGGACCCAGAUAAGGCUUCACCAGCACUGGGGGACCUGGACAUGUAUGUGCCUCUCACCACAUUACUGCAAUUCUUCUUCUACGCUGGUUGGCUCAAGGUAGCUGAACAGCUCAUUAACCCCUUUGGUGAGGAUGACGACGACUUCGAGACCAAUCAGCUCAUAGACCGAAACUUGCAGGUGUCCCUGCUAUCUGUGGAUGACAUGUACCAGAACCUGCCUCCAGCAGAGAAGGACCAGUACUGGGAUGAGGACCAACCGCAGCCACCCUACACUGUGGCCACCGCUGCUGAGUCGCUAAGGCCUUCCUUCCUAGGCUCCACCUUCAACUUGCGCAUGAGUGAUGACCCAGAGCAAAGCAUGCAGGUGGAGAUGUCCCCGAGGCUGGCCCAACCCUUGCCUGCUGCACAGACCCCACUGCUGGGCCGCCUCCUGGGCACUGGAGCACCCUCACCUGCUAUCAGCCUUCGGAACUUUGGGCGCAUGCGUGGUGCCCCCAGGACCCCACACGUGCUGCGCUUCAGGGUAGAGGAAGGCAGCCAAGAGGUCGCUGGACCAAUUGAGGAGGCUGCAGAAUGUGGGGAUGAGGCCCUGGAGCCCUGA